Molecule: messenger RNA, 1032 nt
Organism: Mesocestoides corti
Lineage: Eukaryota; Metazoa; Platyhelminthes; Cestoda; Cyclophyllidea; Mesocestoididae
Source: the annotation of a GenBank genome assembly
AUGACUAAGAUCGGAACACACGAUGGAACCUUCCACUGUGACGAAGUCUUGGCAGUUACAAUGCUUCGCCAACUACCCGAAUACCGUGACGCUGAGUUGGUGCGAUCUCGUGACCCAGGCAAACUCAACGAAUGCGACAUUCUCGUAGACGUAGGUUCUGAAUUCGAUCCAGUGAGACAUCGCUACGACCACCAUCAGCCAUCCUUCAACAAGACCAUGCGGGACUUACAUCCGGGUCUGCAGCCCGAAGUGAAGCUAAGCAGUGCCGGUCUGGUGUACGCCCACUUCGGCAAACGCGUCCUCGCGGAGGUCGCGGGCCUCAAAUCCGUCGACGCGCCUGAAGUGGCCGUCCUCUUCCGCUCCGUGUACUCCACCUUCGUCAGCGAGGUGGACGCAAUCGAUAAUGGCGUGCCGAUCGCCCCUGUACCUCCCACGUAUUCUAUUCACACUGGUUUGAGCGCGCGAGUGGCACACCUAAACCCCUGUUGGAACAGACCGGACGAAAACGAGACGGAGUGCUUCAACAAGGCCUGCAAGAUGGUGGAGGAGGAGUUUGUGUCGAGGGUCCGCGGCCUCGCCGACACCUGGCUACCGGCUCGGGAGGUGGUGCUGAAGUCACUGCUCGCCCGGCACUCGGUGCACCCGUGUGGACUCAUCCUCCGAAUCGACCGCCCGGUGUGUCCGUGGAAGGCGCACUUCUUCGACCUCGAGAAGGAGAUCUUGGGCGUCAGUGAGGAGGCGUCGGCGGAGGCCAGGGACUUCAAGGGCCGACCUGUGUUCGUCAUUAGCGAGAGGAAUGAGGGCGGGGAGUUUGCAGUCACGGCCAUUCCACGCUCCCGGGACGACCCGUUUUCCCUGAGGGUCCCCUUGGUGAGUGCGUGGGCUGGAAAACGCUCCGAGGAGCUGAGCAAAGCCGUGGGCCUUCUGGACUGCGUUUUCGUCCACUCCAACCUCUUCUUCGGCCUGCACAAGUCCUUCGACGGAGCCCUGGAGAUGGCAUUGCGCUCGCUCAGGGCCGCUGGAUACGUCUGA